AUGCUGACGUCCUUGCUUCUCUCGCGGCUGAACGCCGCGCUAUCUUCCGUCUUCCAGGACAUCCAGAGGGACCAGCUGAAUUUCUCUCUUCUUGCCGGGGAACUCUCUCUGGAGAAUCUUCGUCUGAAAGAAAACGUCCUCCUGCCUUUCUCCUUUCCGCUGGAAGUCACGUAUGGCUGCAUCCGCUCGCUCCGUAUCAAGCUGAAUCUUCUGCAGCUUCUCUCGCGGCCAGUGACCAUCGAGGUGAACGACAUUCUGACGGUGUUGACGACUCUGCCGGCCCAUCGAUGGAGCGUGGAAGUCGAAGAAGAGAACUGGAAGAACACCAAACAGAUCCUUCUUCUCUCCGACGAAUGGCUCACGUUUCUGCGGGGGAGCGACACAAGCGGAGGCUCCCUUUUUAGUCGACUGAUCGCCGGUGUCAUCAGGCGCAUAGAGCUGUUUGCGACUCGGAUUGAGCUACGCCUCGAGGAAGGGGAGAUUCGUGAUAGCUGCGUAUUUGCCUUCGGAUGGAGGACCGAGCGAAUUCACACGCUUCAAUGCGAGAACGAGCAGGAGCUAGAGCCUGUGGAUGGCGCCAGGUGCAAUCCAGCAGAUCCCUCUCCUUCACAUUGUUCGUCUUGCCCCGUGCAUUCGACAGGCAAGCAGGACUCUUCGCGCCGGCUUCUCUCCAGUGACGAGUCGCCUUGUACAGAUUCUUCGACAGUCGAUCCAGGAUUCCUGGAAGCUCUCUCGCCUUUUCCAGGCGGCGAUCGGUCUGCCUCGUCUCCCGACGUUUCCUCGCUGUCGUGCCAAUGCCGCGGGUCCUUUGCUGACGGGCGUCAAGAGGACGGCGAGGCCUGGGUAGAGACGAGCGUGGGCGGGGACACAGAGGCGGGGGAUGGCGGCCCCAGGCGUCCGAGCGAAGCGGGUGGAGGAAUCGGAGGGGACAAUUCGACGCGGAUUCUACGAGGCAAGAGCCGCUGCGGAUACAGCGAGACAGUCGGCGAUCUGGUGCGCCUCGAGGCUCUCGAGUGCGUCGAGGGGAGCGACAGAGAGAUGCUGACAGGUCCGAGACGGCCCGCGUUCACAGGCCCAACGAAACCGAUGGAAGCGUCGACUGUACCCCGCGCAUUCCCGUCUUCUGCGUCUUUUUCUUCUGCCGGUUCCUCCGUCCGCGGAGCUUCGCGGUCGGAGGCGGUGGCCUCGGGCGCGGCGGGCGAGCCCUGCGAGCCCCCUCAGGAAGCGCGCACGGAAGGCGCGUCAUCGAUCUACGAUCUGUUUUCGCUGGACGACAUGUUUGCCAGAGCAGAGGAAAUUGUCUAUACAGGAGAGGAAGACAAUUCACUUCCUUACAUCGGUCUCACCUUUGUCUUCCCGUCCUGCACUCUCACCCUGAAGAAGGACCAAGUGACGAGCAUCUUUCAGUGGAUCCAGUACACCAUUUUCCUUUACUCCGAUCUCGUCUACGGGGUAGUCGCUGAUCAAAUGAACCUGAAGCCUUCGGUUGAGGAACGCGAGGCGUACAUUGCGGCGUGGCGGCGUCACCUCCUCACCAAGUCCGGCGGCCGUCCAGUCCUUCGUUCGCUUCAAACACCGGCGUGUCCUGACCACAGACCGCCCUGCCUGCGUUCUCGUUCCGCCUCCGUGCCUGCCUCGCGGACUCGCUGCCUGUGCCCCACCUGCCCCGUGGUGACGGAAGCGGCGAAGCGGGCAGAAGGGUCGGUGAGGGACGCGGAGAUCCUCCGGGCCUUCGAAGAGAAGUUCUGGGUGGACGAAAUCGUGCCGCUGCGCCACGCGGCUCUCAUGUCUCUGAAACGCGCGACCGAGAGGCAGCGAUACCAGCUGGAAGGCGGAUGGAGUGCGAUAGCCUUUGCCGCGCUGCGGAGCCAGGGCGCUGGGUGGGCGCGACAGGAACGCGCGGUCGAGCCCCGUGAUCCAAGCCCACAGCGAGGCCCGGGCGAUGCAGCGAUUGCACCUGGACGUCGCCACAGAACGGCCCUGUCGUGCCAUUCGUCCGAGGCAGCACAGGCGGCGGACCUCGCCCCAGGGCCGAGGAGUGCAGGCUGCUCGCCGGGGGGUGAGACGCGGGGCGAACGCGCACUGGGGCAGCCAGACAGCCCGCUACACGGUUUGCAGGGAUGGCGUGGCGGCGGCGGGAGAGCAGGAGCCGUCGAGACGGGAGAGCGCAGCGAUGAAUCUGGUGCGGCCAGAGAGCGAGACGAGCCGCGAGAGAACGACUCGACGCUUGUCCUCGUUGCGCAGCCCAUUUCCGGGGGCGCGACACGUCCAGGAACGCAGGUGUCUCCGAGUGUGGAGCCUGCAGGGCGAGCAGGCGACCGCGUGUUUGAGCGCGACGGAGGUCGUCAGAUUGUUGUCGCCGGACCGGACGGCGCAGAACUCGUAUUCGAGAGGACUGCUCUGGCCGCAGAGUCUUUGCCGGGAGCACACGUCGGCGCUCCCUUUAACCCGUGUGGCCGCCACUCGUUUAUGUCUCCUUCCCGUUCCUGUUCGUGCUCCUCUUCGCUCUUGUGCUCCACAGACUGCGCGGCGUGGCAAGGUCUCCAAGCAGACCCUGGGAGAGGACAGACGCUGUUCGAUCCGUUAGCCUCGUCGCUUGACGCACCGUACCUUCGCGAGAGCAUGUGGGGCUCACGUGACGUCUUUCUGCCGCGGCACGAGGCUGACGAGGACGAGACGUCGUGCACUUUGCUCGGAGGCGGCGCAGAGCAGACCGACCCUCUCGAAGAAGAGUGGGAUGAGGAAGUUUUGAGAGAAGACGUUCUCCGCAACAUCGAGGCGCUCCACUCAGGACGCUUCACAAAGUCCCUUCUCCUCGCUUUCGUGUUUGAAACUGUGCAGCUGAAACUGUGGAGCUGCCCUCGAGCUUCGGCAAUCACAGAGGACGACACGUGCGUCGUCGCGAACAAAUCCGGCGUUUCGAGGCCUCGCGCUGUGCGUCGUGUGGGAAGAAGGCACGGAGACAACGGGGACACCCGAGACGCGCCACGAGACGCUUGUCAGCCAUUUCGGUCAGGGGGCAGAGACACCAGCGCCGAGAGAACAGCCUGGAACGAUUGGAGGGCGGUCGUGAGAGAGUGGAGCCCGUUCGCGUGGCAGCGGGAACCAAGCCAGCGAGAAGACGUCGGCGAGGCAGCUGACGGCGAACGGUGUCUCCUGUUCACCUGCAAUGAACUUUACUUCCACCGGCUGAACUGGGCAGACGGCAGGGGCUCUAGCGCGUUGUUUUGCGACGACGUGUCUCUAAUUGAUCGCUUUUCAGCUCCUUCGCCCUUGUGCCAAAUCGUUCGGUCUUACGCGCCGCCGUCGUAUCCCGGUUACUGCGCAGCAGCAGCUGGACAUCCCACUCCACAUUCGGAUCCAGGCGCCGCGUCUGCAGUUCGACACUUGCCUCCACAGAAUUCGCCUUCGUCUUCCACGUCGACAGACGUUCGUUCUCCGCUGGAGUCUCCCCUCUCUGUAGCAGACCCGCGGUGCUCUGCCGCUCGGGAUCAUGCGCCAGGUCACCCAUGCACUCCUUCUCAUCGAGAUGUCUCCUCUUCUUCUCCUUCUCGUAUCCCCUCCACCACCACCACUACUUGUUCUUCGUCCUUUCUCGGGCCACCUCGUCCUUCUUCUUCUUCCCACUUGUCUUUGCCGCCGGGCCCCGUCCCGCCGUCCGCCUCGCCUGCGGGGACGUGGGCGGAGGCAGGCUCUGCGCUCGACUCCAAAGCCGGGACUCGUCAGGACAGUCGAAACAGCGACGCCCGCGCGAACGCUGCAGAAGCGAGAGGCGGCGCGACGGGCCGAGGAGCCCUGGGCGAGACGGCAAGACCUCCGUCGCGGGCCUCAAAGGAAGGCGGUUGCGUGGACCCGCCGCUGGCCAAUGCGACGGCACGCACCGCAGGCAGCGACUGGAGAUGGAGGCGGGAAGAACCGGGCGCAGUCAGCACGACUGCCGCUUCCGAGUUUUGGUUCACGCAGGGAGGGGCGAGUCCCUCGCCUCGGGACCCAAGGCCUUUAUUUUCGUCUUCUUCUGGGCAGAGUCUGCUGAGAGACGGGCGUCGACAGUACUGUUGGAUUCGCGUAGAUCAAGUGUUCAAGCGCAUGCCAGCGCAUCCCGACGUUGUUCUGUACGGCGAGAUGUCAGGCCCUGUCGUGGUGACCGUCUCGCCGGCAGCCGUAAGCGCCGCGCUCUCGGCCUUCAGCGAGGCCUUGGAGCCGGUCGAGAAGGCGUACGUCGUCGCGCGAGCAGAAAGGCGAGUUCAAGAGGCCAUGCACAGAAGCGAGGUCUUCAUGGCGGAGUUGGCCGCGGGAAACGUGGAGCAGCUUUACUGCGCCGAUGUGUGUGUCGCCGUGAAGAGCCCUGUGAGGUGCCUCGUUCCUCUCCGGAUCGAGGACGAGCUCGGCGGGGGGAGACCCGUCCAGGGGCGAUGCUGUGGGGAGGCGGGGGACGAGAUGGCUGGCCUCAUCGAACGGCGAGAAGCCGAACGCGUUGAGCGCCCCGCCGGCGUCUGCUCGACGUCUGAUGCACACGCCGGAGCUUCGGCGGGGUCGGCUCGCCCCGCGUCGGAGCCGGACGCUGGCGAUGCUUUAGGACGGCAGGAACGAAUCGACGACGAGGGCGGACGGCCCGGCUCUUCCAGGAGCGAGACGGAAAGCGAUCACAGGGGAAGAACGAGUUGGGGAGGAGACAGGGAGGCGACUGGGAGACUCAACGGAGACGCGCACCGCCGCCUGUGGCAGCCGGAAUCCCGGCGCUGGGGGGCAAAAGAAGAGACGGCGAAUGACGGUUUCCCGUCGAGUGGUUGCCGGGGACAUGAGAGUGAGGGCCCCUGGGCAGGGAAGGUUUUGGACAGCGAAGAUGACGGGAGUGACGGGAGUGGAAACGAAGAGGGGGACGACGCAGGAGAAAAUCGAUUCGGGACGUAUCUAGUUCACCCUGUUGCCCUACGAGUAUGUGGCGACGUUUGCCACAUGGGCACGCACCGGAUGGACGCCCUGCGCCUCCCCAAGUUGAGACUUCUCGUGCAAGACGACAGCGUCAGUGGUCUGUUUGUAGAGGUUUCCGACGACGACGUUCGGCGCCUAUCGGCGCUGGUCCGGGACUGUGUGGAAGCCUUCCAGUCUCCGACUGCGUCGCCGACUUCCCCCUCAGUCGUCCCGUCGCUCCCGCCCCCGCAGCUUGCAAGGUGGGAGACUGCGGCGCCCGUAGAUGUCCCAGACGGUCGCGUUCCACAGGCCACACGAGGCGCAUCCCCCCGAGAGCUGAGGGAGAGACGUGGAAGCGACCGUUUCUGUUAUUCUUCGUCUCAUCCUGUCAAUGUUCAUCGCUUAUCUGGAGUCCCUUUGUCCCCUUCCGCGCUCCGCACAGGUGCUGGAGCGAAUGAGCAGAGUGGUGACGCGAGUGGCGCCACCGGUCGCCUUUCUGUGGCGAGACACUACCUAUCUAGGGGACCGCCACAGUGCCAGGACAAGGCGGGUCAGUGUCCCUCGCCUUCCCGCAGCGCUUGCCGUCGCCCCGGCUCGUCCGGGCCCUCGACGUCCUGCUCCUUGGAAGGCGUUUCCUCCGCUACCUUUCGAUUUCCUACUUCGUCUGCAUCUUUGCCGCCUCGGCGGCCUAUCCAAAAAAGUUUUCCCCUUGUGCUUCCCCCGCCGUGGGAAGGCCAAGCCGUGUGCCCGUCUGAGGUGCGCGGGGCAUCGGCGUUGGGUAGAGUGCCGCCACCGCGUCGGCCCUUUUCCAGCUUUUCUUUGGAUCAGCAUUCCCACACUGGCGGGGACAUCCAGUCCGAGCUCAAGCGAUUGAUGGAGGCGGGGACUCUCCAUCGGUCGGGGAGACACGAGCUCCGGCCGGUCGGCGAUCCGGACCACGGCCGCGUAUCCACGCCGCAGAGACCAGACCGGGGCGCGGCCACGGGGGUCAACGCAGUCAACGAAGCGAACGCGCACCGCGCUGGGCUCCGUCCUUCUGUGGACCGGAGAAACGCAGAGAGUUCAUCUUUCUUUCACCGCCUGUCCCUCCGGGUGCAUCGUUCGCUGCUUCGACAGAAACAAAACGCGGGGAAGCACUGGCAGGUGUCGGCGCCCGGCGCUUCUCCUCGCCUUGACAGAGGACGGCCUCCGGUGCCUGAGCCGAACGCCCAGAAGCUGGGCAAGAUCGAAAGCCUCAAACGGUUCUUUACGGCAGCCGAAUCGGAUGCGUCGAAGAACAGGAGGCGUGUCCCCGCAUCGGCAUCUCUGUCUCCCGACCGAGGCCACGUUUCGGCCACGCACCGCGGUAUGCAGGAAGGAGACGAGUCUUCUUAUCCCGGCCACGAGACCGGCCUUGCGCUUGCGUCUCGAGGCGGCGCAUUCGCGAGAAGCCGAAAAGCGGGCGAGGCCGCUGAAAAGACGAUUCGGAGUGCCUCUCGACGCCGCCUCUUGUCCCUCUUCUCCCGGCGAGAGCGCCAAAGAGCCACGCCUGCUGGACAACAGUGCCCGGCUCUGUGGGGGCCGUCAAACCCAGAGGAGACGCGGCUUCUCGAGGAGGCGGGGACGACACAUUUAGAGACGCGGACUGGCAGGGACAGUGGUGAAUGGAGACAGACGUUUCCACGAGAGCCUCGACUGUUGCAAAACGCAGUGGUAUCCUCGCCGUCUGCCCCCCCGAUGACCCGUGGUGUGUCCACCAGUGACGGAGGAGGGGCGCCUGCCGAGAGUUCAAGAAGGAGGCUGCUGGCGCGGUCAGGGACGACCGAAAGCUGUUCAGAGACGGACGGCAGCGAGGGAGGAGAAGGCGCCCUCCACCGCCAGCCGGCCAGAAGAACAGGCGAGAAGGGAGUCAGGAGUCUGGUGGAGUUGUUAAAUCGCGAAGUGCAGUCUGGAGAAGAAUACAAGUGCUGGAAAGGGAGACGAAGAAAUCGCCUGUUGCGGCGACGAAGGAAACACGCGGCCAGUGACGACGAGGCGACCUUCGCUGGAGUCCACGACCAGAAGGGCUCAAACAACUCUUCUGGUCCUUCGUCGACAAGUAACGAGAGCGCGAAUGCGGAGUCUUCCAGUGGUUCUCUGUUCGCGAGCGUUGGAGAACACCCGGCGGAGCAAGAAGAGCCUUCCGCAAAGCUUACCGGUGUCCAGGAAAACGCGUCUGCGUCGUCACGGGGUCUGGUGAACGCCGAGGUGCUGGUGGAGCUUUCACGCCUGACGAUUCUCGUGCUGUGGAGCCCAAAGGGCCGCGCGUCGACUGCGAAGAGACAACUCAUCUCCACGCCCCGCGGCAGGCGCCCCCGCGCUCGAGGCACCCACUCGGAACAUCCCAGAUGCAGCGGGGAACCCACCGGGAGGAGGAUGCGUCCGAUGAUAAGUGACGGGGGGCGUACACCGAGGCUUCGAGGAGGCAGUUCCCCGAACUCGAACGAGAUGAGUCUGGCUUCGUUGCCUCAGGCGGAGGACGCAAAACGAUUUGCGUUAGUCCCGGCCUUGCCGCCCGCUCCUCAGGACUAUCUCAAUGAAGAGGCAAUGCGCCCUUCUUUUAUGCUGCCGGCAACUGGCGACGGCCCUGGCGCCUGGUGGGAUGGCCUCGGGGGGACGGAGUAUGAGUUGCUCUGUCCGUCGGCGUGGUGCAGCACUGAGGAAGGAGCGGAUCGGAUAGCAGAGGGGAUUGCCCAACUCCAGUUUCCUUUCUCGGUCUCCGAUGACCGUUUGGUGGAGGCCUCUCCAUUCCUAGAUGCAGCGGCCAGGUCGUUGACUGGGGCAGAGCGCCUGCGCUCUUUCGAGGACGGCUGCGGUCGCUGGCCUGACCCUGCAGACCUGGACUCGUGCGGCCCCCGCCGCGCUGACGGUCGGUCGCUGCUCAGUGGGGACGAGGGCGACGAACGUUUUCCCGCUCUCCUCCCCAAGUGCUGCGCGUGCUGUGGAACCGCUGGCGGCCACCGAGGGGAGGCGCAAGGCAAGAGACUCAAAAGCAGCCCCGCGCACUGUUUUCCCGGCGAAUCGAAACAGCUCUGUGUAGGAGUGUCGGUCGUUGCUGUGCGUGCGACAGCGUGGUCAGGAGGCACCUUUUUAGGAGAAGACGAGAGUGCAGGAAAGCCGCGAGGAGAGACUGUGGUGCCAGGGUCGACUCGGUGUAUCUACCGCUGUUCAGCUGGUACACUGUCUGUUGUCGUUCCUCAAAGCACGCAGACGGCGCGUUCGACGUCGCAUGCGGAUGCGUCGAAGGCAGAGGGGCCACGCCGCGCGGAACGAGAAGAUGUGAAGACCCACGACCGACGGAGGCAGAGGAGUGAAAGCCAGCUGCGCGCUUCGGCUUCUCUCGUCAGCGGAGGUGGACUGAGCCGCCGUGGAGAGCGGCGCAGACCCUCCUGCUGCAUGCGCGCCAGAGCGACCGACGGAAGCACAGAUUUCUCUGUUUCAGACGCCACACUUGACGGCGACGGGCGAGGUUCGCGAACGCCUGCGGGCGGCUGGAGACGGAUGAGAACCAGAAACGGCUUCGGCAGUGGCCUCUCGGGGAGUUUCGCUUUAGACCAGCAGAAAGAGCCAGAGGGGCGAGACGCUUACGCAGAAGCGGAUGCGCUUCCUGGAGCGACGGGCAACAGGGGCAGAACGCGCAGUCGAGAGCUAGGGGAAGCGACUGACAGGCUCGACGGGGGAAUGCAUCAAGUGCGAAGCCGCGCAAACCCGAGAUCGCGAGAACAGGAAACGAGGGAAAUCGCGUGGAGCAACACCUCGACGGAGCCUUGGUGGAGACGCCAAACAGCCUUUUUGCUGCAUGGGAUCCGCCGAGAGAACAAGGUUGCGCCCUCGCUCCUGCUUCUGCCUCCUCCGUCGCUUAUGGUUUCGCCUUGGGGAGCGCUCGUGCCGUUUCUUCCGCCCCCAAGAUCGGUGCCCGCCGCUUCGCCCGGCAGCCCCGACUCGACGCCUUGUGACGACUCCAGAGAAGACAGCGAAGAGGCCCUUUCGGAUCCUGCAACAUGCCGCUCGUGUAUGGGUUCUCUCUUGGCUUCGGCGGAUGUGCGAGAGUGGGGACUCCUUCACGUUUUUCCGUUUCCAGAGCUAGGCUUGGGACCACUGCCUGCAGUGCUGGGGUGCCUGAAGCGGUUGAGUGGGGACGAUGAAGACGAGAAGUGGGCGAGGAGAGAAAUGGAGUUGCAGAGACGAAAGGACGCAGCCAAGCAAGACAUCGCGGACCGGUGUCGGGUGGCAUCGACGGAGGCAAUGAAAGCCACAUUUGCCUCUGCUCUGUCGGCCCUGGCCACCCCAGCGGACAGCUCACCGGCGUUCGACGCACGGAAAAGAGGAGCGCCGCCGGUCGUCUGCAGCAGCGCCAGAGGGGCGCCUGAGGUCUUUCCGAACCUUGCCUCAGGUUGCGGCGUGUACUGGCGCCGUGUUUUCCCACCCCCGCUACCGCGUUUCGCCGACGCUUAUGUCGACUCGCAGAGCUUGCGCCUUCCCCUAGGCGUCGACCGGCCAGAGCGGGACUGUCUUCUCGAGGCUCUCGGCACCGGCGUAGCGGUUCGCACAGCAGACCCGACAGAGAGAGACGAAUUGGCUGGAUGGGAGAGGAUCACCAGGUGGGAGAAUCAAGAAGAUCAAGACGAGGCGGUGGUUGUCGACGCAGUUUCUGGGCUUCGAUGGGUCCUGCCUGCUGGUCAAGCUGCACGCCUGCUUGAUGAGGUCCGGAGCGACGGGCCGUUGUCGGACUGGAUCGAUCGCGAUGCCUAUAGAGAAUACAAGUUAGACCGACCCCCGUCAAUUCGAGACCAAUAUUCCGUCCGACAAACAGAGACUCGCGACGCAUGCAUGAGGCGCUCCUUUUCUUCCCGUUUGUUUGGCAGAAAGAAGGAAAUGAGGACGGGACCCGCAUGCAGCUCGAUCGACUGGCGGGAAGAAUUUGAACGGCCCAGGGCAGCAACUGGGGACGGCAGCAGGCUCGUCGAGUGUUCGCACCAACACCGCUUUUUCGGGGACCACUUCAAAGGGUUCCGUCCACCUGUGGUGCGGCCCCGAGAGAACAGCGGACGAGACGUACGCGAGGAAAGUAAAGCGGACUUCCAGCUCGACGGCGAGGUCUGCUUUAGAUCUUUAAAGCAAUCGGUAAAACUCGUUCUCCAACCCUACAGGCUCCUCAUGGACUGGGAAGCCGCUGCGGAUAUCGUUGACUGCAGCCGCCGUCUCCUCGCUUCCGUCUCUGAGGCCAUGAUACCGGUGGAGCCCGAGCCACCGUCCCCGCUGAGCCCGUUGGCCAGCCCGUCCCCGCUGAGCCCGUUGGCCAGCCCGUCCCCGCUGAGCCCGUUGGCCAGCCCGUCCCUGCCGUCGCCUCUGCCCUCGACGUACUCCUCGGAGUUUCGUGUGGAUCCGCACGCGGCCUCUCCUUGUCGACUUCGGUCGCCGCUCCCGCCAAGCUGUGCCACCCCUUCGCAUGACGCCUCGCCACGCUCGGCUGCUCGCUCCGCACGCGUCCACUGCACUCCUCCUUCUGAACCGCCCUCUCGGGCGGCGCCGAGCUCGCGGCUCUCAGCUGGCCUCCUUCGCGGCGACAGUGACUCCCCAAGCCGCAUGAAGCAGCGCCGUCGAGACGCGGGCCUUCCGGUUGACCAGCGAGUUGCAGGCGAGACACAGGUGGCGUGCAGCGAGCGGCGUCUCCAUAAUGACGAACUUGGGGAGCUGCAGACGACCUCCAGUCGUCCGCCACUUUUUGACGCGGCCUGGUCCCCCGAUCGCGCUCCGUCUCUGGCCGGCAACUCCCCGAUGGGAGCCCUAGCUGGGCCAGAAGGCGACGAGACGCUUGCGCCCGCUUCCGGCGGCCCCGCGUCUGUCUGGGGGGCGUUGACCGUGCAGGUUUCGCUUCUGCAUGUGGAGUGCGUUCUGCCCUGUUUGGCUGCGUCGCCCUAUCCCGCGCUGGCUCCCGGCGUUGCGCCCGGUGACUCGCGAACCCUCUGUCUUCUCCAGCCCCGAGUUGUGGGCUCGGCCGCCGCAUCUCUGUGUGCCUCUCCGCCACGCCUUCCCAGGAGACCAACGUACUCUUGGGGGCUGCCCUCGGAGAAACGGCGAGGACCAUCGGCUUCCUCGUCUUCCGUUAUCGGUGUGGGUUCUCGGGCGCGACACGCCAGAAGUGCCGCGCCACUGUCCCACCAAUCGCUCUCUGCAGACCGUCGCUUUGAGGGUCACCGGCAGCCGUCUCGCUCGAAAGAGACUGCAACUGCCGAGCAACGCAGACUCGGUUUGCAGCCGCCUGCGCCUACAGCAGCGGCGAGUGUCGGCCACGCAGAGAGUCGCGGUCUCGCUCUUCGUUGCUCGUCAGACACCGCGCUCUCUCCCCGGCCUUCCACCCAGCGCGGUCACUCGUCCUCGGCCGUACCGAAGAUGCACAGACUCCAGACCGAGGCCGGGACGGGAGAGGCAGCGUCGGCCCCUCGCUCCAGCGGCCAGCUGGGCAGAUUCCAGCGGAAUUCAGAAGGCGUGGGAACGGACGCCGGCAGCUCCGCGCGCCGAAGCUCCAGCGGGCUUCCAGGCGGACCCGAGGGCCUCGGUUCUGCACUUGGGCCCGACGCGAGACAAGAGGGACAGGACACUCGAGCCGACUGCGGAGACGGGGGACUGCGGUUGCAGCGCGGCUUUGCAGAAGCAGCUGCCAAGUACACGCCUUCAAAUCGAGCACCCUUCUACCUUUCACAGUCGAGGCUAGGGUCGAAGGAGCUUGCGGAGAGCGCUCGCGUUCUGGACGACGCUGGAGGCGCCUCCGGGCGUGUCUGGCAGAGCGUCUGGGCGCCGCAUCUCCACAGAGCUGGGCGUGGCGACGCGCCGCAUGUGUGGGACACUUACGACCUAGACACCAGCCGUACCAGAGGGCUCGGCGGAUCGACAAGUCCAACGGAUGGAGCAUCCCACCGCCCUGCGGAGCUGCUGAUGGGAUGGCCGACGCUGCUGGCGCCUUUUUUUCGAUAUCCGGGAGCGCGACGCUUCGGUGGGAGAGGACGGAGAGGGGAGGACCGCCUUCGCGCUUCCUCUGGGCAUGUCCCGGCGCAGAGACGAGGUGGACUCGCGUCGCCUUCGUUGCUCGUCGCGUUUGGAUUGCAUGCGUCCUUCCAACAGACAUCUGGAACCGCUGACAAGAUCGACAAGGACGACAAGGACAGCUGCCGCCGCCCUCUGUCGCCGCGCUGCGGAGGACUGUCCACGUCCAGACAAGCGCUUUGCCCAACAUCACGGGUCUCGGCCCCGCGCCAGAAAGCUCGGGGCGGAGCGAGUACGGGAGGCAGAGAAAAUAGGGAGCAGUUGCCGACGGGGAAAGGCCAGACGGUGUUUCCGAGAACUCAAAACCACCUGAGGGGUGCCCAGUGCCUCGACGAAAGCGACCAGGCUGAACGCAGCGAGGCAGAGGAGACAGGCAAUGGGGGAAUCGAUCGUCAAGCGUUGCGCGUCUCUUUGGUGCACACCAGUGUCAUGUUCCUGUCUCCUGCUCGGUCGACUGCCUCAGCGUAUUCUUCGAGUCCUACGUCGCCGUGCGGCCUCCCGUCGGUCCCGUCUCGCGCGGCGGUGCGAAGGUCUGUGGCGGCCCGGUCGCCGAAGCCUUUUCGCCGCUCGCAAGCGCACCACUUGGGCGACAUCGGCACACUCGCGGGCCGAAGGCGACACCGUACAGUUUAUCCGGGAGUUGGCAAGAGCCCCGCGUCACGAGGGUGGAAACGCGGAAGAGAAGCACCUAUGAUCAGUGCAUGCCUCAGGCAGAGAUCGGCAGAAGCGGGGUGGCCAGCCUGGGAGACAAGAAGAUUGCACGAGGGAUGGGGCGGCGAGAAGGUAGCGGCACGUAGGACGGGUGCGUGUCGGGUCUGUGUUGAUCCGCGAGGCGCCCAGACGAAGAAGGCAGCGGAACGGAGUCUGCGCGGACAGCCGCGGGACUCCAUCUUCUCCCUGGGUGGCGAGGAAAGCGCUGGCAGCCAUCUGGUCGGCGGUCCGCUACGGAUACCGCGAGAUGAGGCGGCAGCUGCAGGGUCGUUUCUUUGCUAUACGACUCAAGUCCACGAUUUGUCGUGGUUAAAGACGGCUUCGCGAAGAGUGCUUGUGGACGGUUUCACCAUCCGUGUGGGGGCUCGCCUCCUUCAAAAUCGGAGGCUUGAAAUCUCCAUGCCCGUUCCCCUCCAAUGGGCGUCCCCCGCGGACCAGUCACGACCCCCACAGUUGCGACACUCAGCCUACUUCCGAGAUGGUCCCGCGAAGACGCCGCUGUUGUCAGAAAACCCACUCGCCAGCAUCGCGGAGGCAAACGAACUCCGAAGAUCUUCAGCUCUCUCCCACGACAGCAGCGGGGCUUGUGUGGCCGAGGCAGAUGUGCCUGGCGUUGGCAAGGCCCUGGGGCCGAGCCGGAGUCCCUCGCAGCGGCUCGGACGGCGUGGAGCAAGAAUGGAGAGAAGGGAGGUGAAUCGCAUCGGGGGCGCUGCCACAGAACUCACCCAAGCCCCGAGACUCGACUCGGCUGGCGGCAACCAGGCUGCGACCGAGUUGCCGCGAGGCGGGCAAAGAGGCAUUCUCGACCGGUGGACGGACGUCUCGAGUGGCGAUGACAGCGAGGACGCGCCUGAGGCGCAGGAAGCGUCGCGGAAUGAGGUCUCCGGGUCGGAAGCCGACGCGGGGAGGCGGCGACACUCAUGGGUCUCGCCUUCGUCGCCACAAGGGAGACAGGCCUGGCGGGAGUGGCCGCUGCAGACGUGCGACGGUCGAGAACAACGGACGGAAAGGCGAGACGCUGACGAGCCACACGACGGACAAGAGAGGCGAAUCCGCCAGUGUGCGUCAGGCGAGAGAAACAGCGAGGACCAGGUGUCUCUCUGCGUGGAAGUCGACGUCGAUCCUGUGUCGGUAUCUGUUUCAGGCGAUGAAGUCGCCCAUCUCUCUGUUCUUGGAGUACUUCUCAUGGGCUUUGUCGAACAUGCGAGUAAGCCUUUCGAUUGCAUGGAAGACGGCCAAGAGGCCGGCAAGCCCUGCAGAUCCGACUCGCUGACAGAUGACUCCAGCGCCGAUUCUGCCUCCCUGUCCACGUGCUCGCACUGCUCUGGGAAUACCCCGAUGUCCACUUCUUCUCUCUCGCUGUCUUCCGCGUCAGCCAUGAUUUGCCAGCGUCGGGGCUCGCAAAGGCGCGACACGGGCGCGGAGACAGAUAGCGCGUCGGAGGUCGGCGUCGGCGCAAUGUUUCAGUCUCCCAGACAUGUGCCACUCCCGCCCCGCCCCGCGUCAGCGCCGUCUUCGCCCGUGCAUGGCGGAGGCCGCCCGAACAGCGUCGCCUCUUCUCCCUUCUCUCAUUUUCUUUCGGCGUCUGCUCGUGGCCAGACCACGCGGCGAGCGGCGCACGCUCUCCUGCACAGCGCUCUGUCUCUGCCCACCUCCCUGAGGCGAUCGAGGUCGGCUCACGAGAUAGAGAGGGGGCUCGCCGCGAUGCAGGCAAGGGCGGGGGGAAGACGCGUCAGCGAGCCUGGCGGAUCCGCUGCGACUCUUAGGCUGCCGAAGCCCAACGGGCGGGAGAGAAGCGCCACUGGGGUCGAGGCAACGAAGAGGCCGGAUCGCCUGGCGCUGUCGCCUCCAAGUGAGACGGAACAUAGGACUGAAGCGGAGGACUCCUCCGGCAGUCCCCGCGCAUCUCCAAGGCGGUCUGGGAAACCCUCCGCGGGAGAGGAACUCCGAGCGAAACGGCUCUUUCGCAUUCGGUGUGCUCUCCCAUCGUCCGCCUUCCAUCCUCCGAAGCUCACGCAGCAGCGCAGACGCGCGCAGACGCCGCCUCCGCUUCCGGUGCCGACCCGCAGGGGUUUCCUUGAGAGGCCCGGUGGUGCGAAGGCGCGCGUGCUCAGGCAGAGAUCGGAGCGGGAGGAGAGCGACGGUGGAGCGAUGCCUGUUGCGCGAGGAGGGAGACACUCAGGGCUGGAAGACGAAUAUCGAAGACAGAGGGGUUCGCCCGAAAGGGAGGCGAAAGAGAGAGACGAAGCGGGAGCGGUUGGAAGCCUCACAGGCAGUGUGCUUCGCGACGGCAUUCCUUGUCAAAAUGAGGCAAGUAGCGACGACAGGAAUAGCAGAAGCGCACCAGGAGGGACGUCGUGCUUCUGUGACGAGACACUCCAGGAAGACCGAGUGCAUGUUGGUAAUGGCGUGAACGCAGGCAUGAGGAAGACGAUGAGGGCCCCUGCCUCGGAUUGCAGCCUGCAGGAGUUUAAAGGGCCAGAGUUGCGAGAGGGUAAGCGAAAACGGCUGAGACAGGGGCAAGGAGACGGGCGCUGGAGUUGGAGGCGUGCGGAGUCGCGCGGUGGGCGCGAUUGCGAAUCAGCUGUGUUCAAUGCCUGGCCGGCCGUUUCACAGCGGAAUGAGGACGCGUUGUAUUUGUAUCCUGUGGACCGCCAUGAUGCAUGGGGAAGACAUCGUGACAAUGACGGGCGACCAGAGGAAGACGCGUGGCCUCGAGAGCGCGAGGAAGGCUCACAGAGACCGGCGUGUGAAAAGCAGAAGGAAGACGCCGAAGGAAGCCAGGAGUCUCUCUCUGUCUUCGACAUCCUUUGGGGGGUGUUUGGUGGAGUGGCGGAAACCGUCGAAAUGCAUUUGAGGGCCGAGUGCAUUCGCGUUCGCGUGAUUUCGAUCCGCGUGACUAUCGAAGACGUUAGCGCAACCCUGGCGAAAAGAGUUAACGGCGGCGUGUGGGUAUGCGGAAAAGAGUUUGCAGCCUCGUCCGCAGCCUCGUCCGCAGCCUCGCCGCCUUCUUCCGUUCCUCCGCGAAACCUCGCCAUGCUGAGCGACACGAGCCUGGGUGCGCCGCGAGCCCCCAGCCCGUCCCUAACUCUGUCAGGGGACGGAUGCUCGAAAUCGGAUGCGUCUUUUUUGUCAGCAGCUUCGUGUUCCAACCCGGCUCUCGGAACCCAGGGCGGGGGGCUGCGGAGACGGAGCCGUGAAUCCGGCCGCGAGCGCCGGACCUCAGACUCGAAGACGGGAGGCGACGGGUCACCCGACGAUGGGUCUGAGGAGAGCGUGCGGGUCUCGCCUCGCGCAGCUCAAAUCGUGGUGCAUUCCGAGAGUCCCUUACCUCGUCGGCAGAGCGGCGUGGAGUCUUCGGGGUCGAGUGUUACGUCGAGGAGCGACGCCGAAAACUCGAGACGAAGCUCGGAUGACGCGUUAUCGGACGGAAGGUCGGGGCGCCCAACGCGGAGCAAAAUUCGCUGGCUCUUCGGGUCUCGCCGGGAGGCCCCGGACGCCCCUCUGAGCCGGUCGCUCAUGCACGCGGGCAUGCACCGCAGGCGCGCGCCAGUCCACGCCUCUGGCGGAAGUGUUCGAGGCCAUUCCUCAGGGGGGGGUUGCACGAAUGGCCCAGGUGGGGUCGGGUCGGCCGCGGCAAAGCCCCGGGCCCCCUCAGAGGCAGGCCUACCAGAGAACGCGCGCGAACCGAAGAAGAGCCGAAAGUUGCUGAGAGGCAUCACGAACGCCGCUUCUCGCCGCGGCUCGACAACCCGCACAGGCCGUUCGAGGCUGCGGUCCUUCUUCUCUCUCGGAGAGACAUCUCGGCGUGCGAAGAGAAGGCGCAGAGACGAGAAGGCCGGCGAAAACGAGGGGCCAGGGGUCGCACAGCGAGGCUCAGUUAAAGCGCUGGAGGCAUCGAGAGGAGAAGACAGCGAUCGCCCAGUCGCCUUCAAGGAUCUGUUUGCACCGGCUCAACGAGAGAACCGGGGAACCAGACGGCGAGAUGCCAGAGAAGAGCUGGUGCGCGCGUCAAAGGUCUCUGACGAAUCGGUCCCUUCGUUGACUGUUUCUGCGCAUUCAAGCGCAAGGCGGGCACCGCCGGUGGGUGCAUCGACGCAGGAAAACGACGCAAGAGGCAACGCGACACGCAGACGGGAAGCAGCACAGCCCAAGGGCCCCGACGGAGACGCACGGGCCAUCACAUUUGGCAAGUCCCGCCAAUCGGCGCCUGCAGAGGGGGAUCAGAACGCCGUGCAGGUUGUCGAGGCCCUAGGGAGGAUGAGGCCCUACAUCACAGGGCGGCUUUGCCUGCUUGUCUCGGUCGACGUUAUCCAUCGAUCCAUGACGACAGAAGAAAGCGUGGUAGAGCCCUGGAAGUGGGACGUCGCCCUCCUCCAUCGUCCAUCUCUCGCGCGACUGCCGCCAACUCCGCCCGCUGUGCCUCUCUGCCCGGGCGUCCCGUCGUCCUCGGUCGGCCCUGGCUUUGCGCCUUCCUUGCUUCCGACUUCGGCGCCUUCUUCGGCGUUUCUGCCUCCACUUGCUCUUUCGCUUGCACAGCCACCGGGGCCUCGUGAGUGGGGCGUGCCUCUCGGGUUGGCCAAGAUGGACAGACCCGCGCACGUUCCUCUCCAGCCAGCCCAGCGCCCCAUGCUCGAACCCAACGAAAUGGAAAAGUGUGAGGGGGGGGUGGCGACUCCUGGCUCCGGCGAAUCUCUGCGGCCCUGGCUCGGGUCUUCUCUCAGUAGGCAGAUAGGAGAGCCUCGUGGCUGGGAGAGACAAGGGCGAGGAGAGACUGAAGAGCUCCAAACGUGGAGAUCCAUGCUGCAGCGACAGGACGAGGUCGAGGUGCGCGGAAGGCGAAAGCAGCCCCGGGACGAUACGUGGCCAGCUGAGGGUCUCCCGGUUUUUGCGACGGCUGCCGACCACGGCGUUACCAGCCAGCACGCGUUUGGUUCCAGCGACGGGUUCGCGUUUGCUCCUUCUGGGGACCAAGCGAAACCUCGCCGUGACGUCGCAUGCCAAGACGACGCGGAGAAGGCCUCGGCACCAAAAGCGAGGGAAGAUGUGCGUGGAAAUGGUAAACCUGCAAAAGGACGAGGAAGUCUGAGGGCAAACGGAGCCGCACGCGGCCCUGUGGUGAGCUUCCAGGAGACUGUCCCCCGCAGUCGAGGACACCAUUCGGCGGAUGACGGAAAGAAGCAAAGGCACAUGCGCCAGGACGCGCGGACGCAUCGGACUCUCAAGCGCGCCUCCUCUGAGCUGGACAAGUCUGCGCAGGGAGCGAGCGCAGCUUCCCCCUCGGUAGGGUCGGCCCGUCAGCGCUCAUCAAGGCCGACGGGGCCACGGCGAGGGAGGCGCGACGCAGGGUGCAACGAGCCCGCUGAGGGGGUCACAGAAGACGAGCCGGAAGUUCUCUUCCUGGCUCGCCUCACGUGGCUGAAUGUGACAGUGGCGCCGCUGGUUAUGGAUGCUGUCGUCGAGACCGCUGACGCACUACACGAAGGAAACAAACGUGUGGAAUCUGCACUUUUCCGGCGGUAUGGAAUUGGAGCUUUGUCGCCGACCGUCGCCUCUCACGACGCCGAGGCGUGGGGACCGGCUCAGCUGGCGGGCAAAUAUUUCGCCAUUGCGUUUCCCGACAUGCUGCCUCCCGUCGCGUCUCUGCAACACCUGGUGGCCCCGCACAGGUUAUCUUUGUACGCGGAUGCUGCCGGGCCGACCGGUCAAUCGCCGCCUUUCGCGGGGCCGUCCUUCCUCGUGAAGAAUGUUUUUCUUCAAGCCUUCCAAACGAAGCUCCCCACGCUUCAACUGCCUUCGCGUCCCCUCGUGCCGGCGCUUCCUGAGCUUGCGCCGCACGGACAAACCCAGCGGUUUGUCUCUCCCGGAGAGCUGGCCGACGCAGACGCGAGCGGGAGUCAGACGCGCUGGUCAGGCGCGGCCACCCAGGGAGGGACGGACCCGAGUCGGUUCGCGCAACAGCCUCUGGCGAAGCGCGGGAUCGAAGAGCAGGAAGCGAGUGCAGGGGGGUCUGGGAGCAUGGCCAGCGAAGGGGCUGACAGCGCUAGACGGCUCGACAGAACACGUCCGGAGAGCGGCGAAGAAGUUUCGUGGAGACACCCACGCGACCCUGUCCGUGGCGACCCGACGAUGCUUCAACGCAAGACGGCCAGUGCCUUGGAGCCUGCCGUCGAUACCCGAUACUUCGUUCCUCAGGGAGCCGUCACGUGCCCCGCCAACGGCGAAGACGCCGCGCCGGUCGUGGGCGCUCUGGCGGAAGUUGGAGAGACUGACCGGAGCAACGAGGCCGUUCCGCGACUCUGGAACCUGACCGGUCAGCCUCUGCUUGUCCGCGUUUUGGCGUGGAGGUCCGUGGAUGGCGGGCCGGCCCCGCCAUCGAAUCUCGCGUUGCCGGUUUCUCGGGCAACUCACGGCUUCAGCUUGAAACAGGAAGCAGAGGCGCAUGCAGGCCUAGCGCGCGUCUCCGCGGCGCCUCCCCAUGAUCUAGAGUACCCAUAUGUGGCGUCCCGGGCUCUCCACGCUCCUGGAUCUCGCUGCUUGGAAGCCGUUCUGGAAGAUGAGGAAGACGUAGACGCAGAGGGUGCGUUCCCCGCGUCUGGUCUGCUGCUCUCUGGAUCGGCGAUGAUAAGCGACGGAUCGCAGCGGUGGCCGUUCAGAAGAAAAUGCUCGCAGGUUCGCACUGCGAGAUCGGCCGUCCGGCCUUGCCUUGACCUGGUCCAGAGCGAGGCGUGUCUCAAUCAGACCACAGACGAUGAAGGCGACAUCCACCAACAAGUUGGUCUGCAGCUGCGAGCACACAGAUUGGCCAGAGACACGACGGUGGGGCCACCAGAGCGAGACGACGUGGGAGCGUCGCUGUUCCCCUCGCCUCUCGUUCCAGUCCCCCAUCGGAGCCGGGCGUCCAGGGACCGUGGCCGACGGGCAAAGCAAGGGAUGUGGGCUCUAGAGUGGAAACAAGUGGGUUCUGGCGAGAGCCUCGCUCUACCACACGAUGAAGACGGCCAUGCGCUCCCGAUUUCCGUCCGCAUGCACGUGCUUGGCUUGACGUUCGAGUUGGACGAUUUCGUUCUCAACUCCUCACAUGUCGACGUGCGCAACCUCCCGAUCUCGCUUCCUGGGGUCGGCCGCGCACCUCUGUCUCGGCCCCCCUGCGAUGCCAGCGUGCCCCAGGGCGAGGCGACAGUCGACAGCGGUGGCGCGAAGGCGGGCAACGGUGGGCGCCUCGGAGCUGGAGGAACCGAGCGCGAGCUGUGUGCCUGGAACCGGUUUGGAGGAGCACGGGGACGAUGCCGAAGAGCGAAGAAAGGCGUGGACGAGGAAGACCAAGAUCCAGAGGAGGCCUGGGGAGAAGCCCAGGGCUCGCUUGCCGCCGGGAGGAAAACAGGCACGUUGACGGGACAGGCAAGCGACGUUCGCACACAACAGAGCGAAGACUCGUCGCUGCGAUCUUCCAGGCUCGGGCCCCGCGACUCCCGAAGGCGCGCAGCGAAGGUUGUCACUUCUCGGCUCCGGCUUCUCGCACGAACUGUCUUCCUACCACACCUCCAGACCUUCCACCUGCAUCUCUCCUCAAUGGUGUGCGUCCGAAACCAUUCGACUGUCCCCUUGCUCAUUCUGCCACACCCGAACGUGGCGUGCGUGGCUGCGGAGGCCGCGAACUCGACGUCUAAUGCAGCGAGAACCGGGGGGGCUUCUCCGAAGACGAGUGCGGAGCUUCGCAGGGUGUCUCCAUUUUCGGAAAGCAAGGCGACUCCUGAGACCGCUCCUCCAUACGACUCGGAGCACCUUGCGCGGGCUGUCGGUCCUCGGUCGUUUCCGUUGAAUGAGCCAACCGUGGAUCUCAUUCUAGAGGAUCACCGGGCGUCUCCGGGAGUGCCCAGCUGGCCAGCCGGUUCCGUCGCCUGUCAUCCGCUUGUAGGGCUUUCAAAUUCGAGCGCCUCUCCGCGGGCUCCGCCUCACUCCUCGCGCAGUCGCGCAGCCAAUCGCAUCCAGGCGUCUGGGUCCCGACUGCGGCUCGGGCACUCUUCCAGGGGCCCGCCAGACAAUGGGGAUGCGGCGCAAGGAGGUUGCGAUCAAGAAACGGCUUCGGUGACGGGAGACAUCGGCGGCAACGCAGGGAGCUCAGAAAUUGGCUGCACGUUUGCGGAGCGGGGCCAGAUUCAAACAGGCGCUACCGGUCCAUUCCAAGCCAAGCACAGCGUCGGCGGAGCGUCGGCGGACCAAAUGGAGGCGGCACGACUUGCGCGGCAUGCGUUUCAGUCCCCUGCUGUCCUUGGCCGUUCUCACGCCAGCGGCGACACAGAACACGGCGGCCCCGUGGGUGAAACAGACGAUUGCACGACGUCAACGUUUAUCCCAAAACACUCGCCCCUACUCACGAGACAAGGAAGGGGGGAGAGUGUGCCGGACGCUUGCCUGGUAGUGGGAGACGAAAGGGUGGAACAGCUAGGAGCGACAGAAGAGGUUGAUGCGCCCCUCCAAGCGUAUGGGGAGCCGGUCGUAACAAGGGAAUCUCUUCCGUUGCCACAUCCAGGUUCAGGGCCAUCGUCGGCCGUCUCGUUAGCAGCCACCAGCCGUUUUGGAGAUUGCCUGUCUUCUGUAAGAGGCAAAUGCGGCAACUCAAGUAGUUCGCAUGCUUCCUUGGCAUUCGCGCCAACUCCGGCGAGCCGAGACGAAGAGGCCCCCGUCCCCCGAGCCACAAGCCCGUUGGUUCUUGAGGCGAACGGCGGCCUUCUCAAUCUGCCCUUGUCUUGGCUGCUGCCUCGAGCAUUCGUCGCCAGUGAACUGCGUCGCGCCCAAAAUCAGCGGGGGAUCGGGCGUCCGGCGCGGGUGUCGCCGAUGCAGAGAACGGAGACGGCAGGCCUGCCGGAUUUUGAGCACAGCGCCAGUGUCAGAAGGCAAAGUGAGCGCUUCGUCGGAUGCGAAGCAGACGGCGAAGACGGAGAGGACACAUGUGGCGUGCAAAAAGAUCGGGGGGACUCGACUUUUCGCCCCCACGCUAAGACGCAACAGACGCGAACAACGCCGAACGACCGUCCUUACUUUGGCGUUGGCGCGACCGCCCUCUCGCAAGCCACGAAAGGAGACAGACACGAAGGCGGGAGGGAGGGCUACCACGGGACGGAACCGCCUCGAUAUUGCGAGGACGAUGCAGGACAGCAGGGUAAAGCAGCCUCCAGCGGCACCGGCGGAUCAAGCCCUGGGUCAGGUACAGGCUCGGAGGAGUCGCUGUUGAGUUGGGAGGACAGUUUGGAGGUCGAGCCGCUUCUGUUGCUUCCGGUUCAGUUCCUGGAAGAUGCGAUCCAGCGCCAAAAUCUCCAGGCCGAAGCGGUCUUUGAGUACCUGCAGGGGCCGGACGUUGACGGCGAAGACUUCCGUGCUGUCGGGGACGAACGAGAAGUCAUGAGCGAUGGGCGACGCGGCAGCGAGCCGUGGGGUUGGUGGAAAGGGCCGCUGGGCAUUCUGGGAGGUCUCCCACGCUUCUGGGCACCCCACGGAGGUCAGGAAAGAGGCACGCCGGGCUGGAGCGGCAUGCGAGUUUUCGGAUCCGUGGAGCUAUCCCGGCGUCGCCGCGAGGCCGCUGGAGAGAGUCUCUGGCCCCGAGGGUGGGCCUGGCGCAGUUCAGCCUGGCCUCACGAUUGGCACACAAGACUCAAAGCUUGCGGAUCCCAGGACGCCCCCCACGAGGCGGGGGCCGACCGAGACGCACUUGGUGUUAGGUUUCGCCAGCGGCCUGGAGACGGAGGAGACGGACGUGGGCUGUUCCCGUUCCCGAGGAGAAGCGGCAGGGAGCACGGGCCGGGGAUCUUUCUGCGACGAAUGGUUUUCUCCGCUUACAGUCACGACGAGGCGACGCUGUCGAGGCAGCGUGGCACCAAGGACCUUGCCAAACACGACAGCAUGCGUUCAGCCUCCGGAGGCCCCCUGGAGAGUGAGCGUGCGUGUUCGGUCGGUUCCGACAACUCCAGCGCGUUCCAGGGCCCUUUAUCAUCGGACGACGCAGCCAGCGAUCCGGAACUUUAUGGGUCGUUCAGCUGUAGCGACUCGUCCCGCGAAGUGAGCCCUCAAAGUGCUUGCGGCGCUAUCGGCAUCGGUGGCCCGACUCGGCUGCAGUCGAGAAGCCCGUGGUCUUCCAGACCUCUGUCGAGUUCUUGUGUUGAUCUCGGUGGCUGUCGCGAAGUCAUAUCCCGGGGGGCGUCCGCGAGCAGCGCCCUCGACGGCGGGAAGAGCCUCCGCCGUUCCUGCUCCUCAGGCGUGGCAUUCCUGGGACGGCGACGCGACCGUUGUGGCCGCGGAAGUCUGGGGACCCCUGUGGGGGCCUUGCCCGAGCACGGCGCGAGUAUCGACGAGACAGAGAGCCGCCAGGAAAGACAAGCAUUCCGUGGCUUCGAGUUGAGCGCGGGGACUCGAAGGAAACUCGAAGCGGCACGAACGAAAGAGUCUGGGAUUCGCACUGGAGCCUUGGAGACUCUCAGCAAGGCGAGACGCUGUGGCGCGUUGACAGCAAGCACGAAUGUAGAGGUGUACCGGUAUUUGUUUGAUCUCGCCUCAGCCCUCGGUGCGCAGCAGCUGCUGCCCGCCGAGUGUUUCCAGAGGAUCCUCCAGUGUCCGAGUUUCAGUGUGGCAGCCUACAAUCCGCCUCCACACACAGUUGAAUUUCCAGAACGUUGGGUGCCUCUCUCGCUUCCUUCCCUGGAACCUCUGCUCGCCGCUGCGUCCUCCGCUGCGAGAGCCAGUGUCUCUCCGCUCUAUCACUCUAGGAACGGCGGCGCGGUCGCGUCGGCGGGCGGCGCCUGGUGGAUGUUGAGACGCGGCGUCGAGCACCUGUCGAUCAAUAGCUACGCGAAUGCCUACGGCGCCUCCUUCCAGCCGAAUGCGAAGCAUUUCAGUUGGGCGCGAUCUGUCCCCGAGGACCCUACUGGGACGGAAGAAGGCGAUCAGGCGCUCGAGAACUCGCUGGUCCUCCCCCCGCCACGUCUCAGCCGCCGUACCUUCUCCCGACGACUGUCGCGAUCGAGGUCGGUAUCGACACAUGGCGUGGGGUCCUGGUCGGCCUCGAGAUCCUCCUCGCUGAGAAAGAGCCUGUCGAUCCAGGGAGAUCCUGUGGCGUGUCGGAGUGUGGAGCCCCUCUGCCACGAGGAGGAACAGAUGGAGCAGGGCGCGCACGGCCAACUGGGGGAAGAGGCGCCGGCGACCGCCGAAACAGAAUUGAACCUUGCCAGGUCGCCACGGCCGCUUUUGUCGCGCGUCGCUUCAAAGAGGUCUUCUCUCUCGUUGUCGCUAUACAGGCAGAAUACGGUCUCGCCUAUUCCAGACGCAGCUGACAGCGAUCACCCGGUCGGAAGUGAAGAAGAUCGAGGUGCGCUCGUCUGGCCGGCGAGCGGCGACAGGGACACUCGGCAAAGCGUGAGGUUUGGCCUGUCAGUCCCCUCCACGGCGAGGACUGUCUCCUCGGCGGUGACAAGCACGGCCCGGGGAGCCUGUCAAGAGAUGCGGACUUGGCGGAGACUGCCCUCAGGCGCCGGUGACGCCGGCGGAAUCGGGGAGAGGGACACGGGGGAUAGAGAGGGGCCUCCAGCGACAACAGCUCUCCCAACGCUCUUGUGUAGUGACAGGGCGGGUCUCCCGCCGGCCCAGGAUCUUCGACUUGACGGGACUGGUCAAACAGUUCCCGGCGGCGCAGGGUCGGCUGGGUCUCGGCGACGCUCUGUAGCUCUGGCCGUGACUGUUUAUGGAAAAACCCGCGACCUCUUCUCCGAGACAGACCCCCUGUUCUUUGAGAUUGGCAUCGAGCCGCCGCUUCGGGUCGGUAAUCGUCUUUUGGACUCGAUCAAGGUUUCUCUCAUCGAGCCGGAAGGCGCCGCGUCCGCAGCCAGUCUUUCGCACCUCCAGCACAACCGCCUUUAUCAGACGCUGGCCUCCCUAUCUCUGUUCAGCGCCCAACAGCACCAGGCUUCGGUGGACCCCCUUCGGAACUUCAGUAGGCAGACCUCGGUGAUGGACACCUAUUCGCCGGAGCGGCUGUUCCAGUCCCGGUCUGCGGGGCAUGCACAAGGACUGCCCGGGACUGCUGGCGACGCUGUCAGCGCCCCGCGGCUUCUCCAUUCUCUCUCCUCCUUGGUCCUUUCGACGCAGUCGCAGCCGCAAAACCAACGCCGUCUUCCUGGGAGCUCGAGCGGCGCAGGGUGCGCGACUCCUCAGGUUGUGGAGCCGUCGCCAGGGCCGGCACCUCCUAGCGUCGUUCCGGAGUCGAAGACGGAUCCUGGGCCAGCGCUCAUCUCGACGGUGAUUCAACCUGGGGAAGACAUUGCAGUUGAGGAGGCGUGCACGGCGCUCACUGUCGAGUUUUCCGUUGAGAGUGCUCAGCAUCCGUUUCGCCAUAUCUACGAGUCAAAGGCCUUUCCCUUGGACUCGCGCCUCAGCCCCGGGUCGGCCAUGCUCGACGAGAAAAUUGUCCUGCAGCGGACCCGAAUCGUGGACAGCUACAGUCGCGUGGUGCUCCCGACUCAUCCUCUCUACCCCCUCUUGGCAGACCUGGCGCCGCCGGAGAUCACGAUUUCAGCUGAGACGGCCAGCGGGUCUGUCGCUCUGCUCGCUGCGACUUCGGUCGAGACUUCGGCAGCGGUCGGUGGGCUCCCCCCGGUUCCGGACCCGAUGUCGCGCCGCAUGAUGCGGGGCCCUCUACCCGCUGCAGGUCGCGGGGAGGCGCAGACUCCGCGAGACAGGUUGCGCCUGCCCCCGGGUUCUGGAAGCAAGGAUGGACGGCUUGUCUCUUGCCACGGCACCUACGGGGCGUCGCCGCCCCCUCCGGAAGGGUAUUCGGCGUCGUCCUCCGCCUCCGAGUCGGGGCCGGAGAACAGCGGAAUGCCAUCCGACGCCGCAGGAGUAUGUCGAUCUGGCCCCUUGCGUCGAGUGCUCUCUGCAUCUUUCGCACCUCGUGGACGCGGCCUAGCCCCUACGCGGAGCUUGGUCGCGCCAUCUCAGUCUUGCUCGCGUCGCCCGCCCGCCGAGGAAGGCGCGGAAAUCGACGUGGAGAACCCUGCACGUCUCGCGAAGAGGGCGUCCACGCGCGCACCGGUUCUGCCUCGCGGCGAAUGGGCCGAACAGGCUCCGCUAGCCUCUGGGCAGCCAGUGAGUGCGGCGGUGCACGUGGCGUGGGGCAGCGUCUCUGAGGCUUUAAGGACUUACGUUUGGCAAACCUCGGUGCGGACCGUUAAACUCUUUGCACCCUUCUGGGUCGUGAACAGGCACCCGGAACCGAUCCUUGUCGUGCAGCCACACAACGGGCUGCCUCAGCGAAUCGACAGCACGGACUGGAGAGUGCUCUGCUGCGAUGGCGCGCGAGACAAGAUGUCCGUUCGUCUCGGCUUGGCGGAACCCCUCAGUCUGCAGCGCCCGACGCGUGGGGCUCCACGUCGUGGUGGCCCCAAGGCCGCGGGUGCCUGCGCCGAGGCCCAAGUAGAGAGCAUUGGCUCGCGCGUCGGAGCCUCGGACUGGCAGCUAGGAGGAAGCGGCACAGAGAGUCAGGGGCUCCACGCGAGCAUCAAACGCGUCGGCGAGAAGGUGGUUCAGUUUCUGCUCCAGACGAACAAGGACCCGGCACGCGCGGGUUCGGGGCAGGAGCGCAGCGGCACGGUGAAGAAGGGCGAGGGCCAGAGAAACGCCGGAGGGGGCGAAGCAGACCCUCAUCCCUGCAGCCCCGUUUGUGAAGAUCCGUCUGGCGAGGGGCGUGCGAUCGGCCAGGAAGGCGAAAAGAGGGAGAGAGUGAACGAGGCGGCCGAGUCGGAACGCGUAGCCCUCCAAAUGCCCUCGGCCCUCGCGGUGGGGACACUGUCUCCUCCCUUUCGCGUGGACAUUGUUGGCCGCGUCUCUCAAGCAGUGAUUCCCAAGACCGAAGAUCGCCGCAGUAUCUUCUGGGGUUUGCUGCACCGCAACGCGGCCGCCUCUGGCCCGACAGCGGUGAGCUCCCGAAACCAGCCGCACUGGCUAGGCGUCACUGUCGCUCGUGCGCCGCCACCCUUUGCCCGGACUAAAAUCAUCAACGUGUUUAGCAGAUUCACCCUUGUCAACAAUUUGCCGUUCGAUCUGUGGAUCGCUGAAGGCGGCGCCCCCGUCCCGUCGGGGGUUAGUCGAGAUCCUGGAGAAGCCCAGAACGCGUCUCAGGAGGACGAGACGAGGCCGCGGGCGAACGGUCAGGCAGCUGUGGCGGGCGACGAUGGACAGCCCAUGCAGUCCGGAAUUAUUCACCUGGCGUCUGGGCGCCAGAUGGCGUUUCACCCGCAGCACGGCGGGCGCGGGGGUGCCCCGUCCAUUAUCUUCUCUCUCAUUGUGCCCCUCCUGACGGGUGCGAACCGCCACGAGUUCCAGAAAGGCCCGAGCCUCCGGGGUGACCACAAGAUCAAAGGGAUCGCGCCCGACGGCCUGGAAGAGCGGCUCGACGGGCGAGGCGACCACGGAGAAGACCGGCUGACAUCGCGCACUUCAGAUGCAGGCACCUCCUCGGGCGCGGUCACGCAGCCCCUAGACCGUGGCAAAGCGAGGGCUGUGGACGAACCAGUGGCGCUCGGCGCCCCUAGAGACGGCUACGGCGAAGGCGAACCUCCACACAGCACGCCGCCGUUCGCGUCCAAGCGCGUAUCCCCACGUGAACCAACCCCGGAUGCGACCCGCCGAAAUGACUGGGUCCACCACGGUCCUUCCCUCGCCGCCCAGGGCGGGCGGGGGUCGACAACGCCAGGCGCGAUUCGACAACCUACCGUUUUGCCUCAAUUGAGCGCCAACUUUGCCGAUGCGUCGGGCACACCAUGCGCGCGAUCGAAAUCUUCAACGCCGUCGUGCGCGAGCAAGCAGUCAGUCGCCCCGAAUGCCCCCGGCCGACACAGCGACGCAGACCGAGAUCUGUCUCUCGCCACGGUCGCCGGUGCGUCGCCUUCGUGUUCGCGUUCGACGUACCACAAGCUCGCAGGCCCGACACUUCGGAGGCCAGGCAAGUCCCAGGACGCCUCCACGUCUACUCCUACUUGGUCGUCUGAGAUUCAAAUCAACCGAGUGUGUCGCUUUCAAAUUCGUUUGCGGACCGCGCCCCGGUGCGACUUGGCUCAGCGGGCGACAUCGAAAUCUGUGCAGCCGUUGGACAGGACUGUUGUUGGCGAGCGCUCAACCUCACGAGGGUUCAAGGAGGACGAGACAGGUGCUGUCCCCGCCUCGCGUGUGGGAGCAUCCACGCCGAUGUCCGGACACGAGGGCAAUGCCACCCACCGUGUGGCCUUACCUUUGGAAAACGUUAACUUCCAGACUUCGAGCAUUCUCGAGUCGAGCCCGACGAUGUCCAGAGGCGUGUCGCUUCGCUCGAAGACUUCCUGCUUGCGCGCGCCCAGAUCGGGCCCGCUUCUCGAGACAGCCGCGGAGGGCCCCUUUGGAAGUGUGGGGCCUGCAGUGGGGACUGAGUCGCAUUUCCAACGGCCACGGGGCGACCGGUCGCGCGCACGAGACUCGUGGCCUGCGAUCGCACGCUCCAGGCGUAGAUACGUCAUCGUUGAAGUUGAGAUUCGCGCACUCGAAGACGCGGCGUUGUUUAUCUGCUUCUCGAAACCGAAGCGGGCGGAGUUUCUCCUUGUCAACCUCAGCCGGAGUGUCGUCCAGUUCUCCCAGGCCGGCUCCGGGCUCAAGACUCGAGCCCAGAAGGACUUUUUGCUACCAGGAGAAAAGUGCGACUUUGCGUGGCAGGAGCCGCAGCGGAGUCGGCGCAUCAUGCGAUUCAGCGUCUUCGAGAAGGGCCAGGUGUACAGUCGGACGUGUGAAAUCGAGCGCGUGAAGCAGCACCGAUCGCUUCAGCUGCCGAGACGCUUUCCGAGCUUCGCGCCCGGAGAGUGUCCCUACAGCUUGUCCCCGUAUGGACGAGCUGCCGGCCCCACAUCUGCAUCCCGCUGCGACCGACUCUUCUUCGUGACGGACGUGCACCAGGGUCGCCGAGUCGUGAUCAUUUCCGAGGUCUGCCCUCGAGCGUCUCCACUCUUGGGGGGGCCUCCGUGGGGCGCCUUCCCAGGCGCUUUCCCCGUCCCUUCGCCGUAUGCGCCCAAUCCCUUCGACCGCGGGUACACAGCCUCCCCGACGGGUGUGCCCGCGAUCCGCCACGCUUGGCGCGUGCCGCGAAUGAAGUCCUCUGUGACAGAGCCUGGCUCAGCGCCUGGCGGCCAAUGGAAGACCAUGGAGGCGUCGGGUGCCGCUCAGUGGACGAUGGGGAACCGUAUGGCGAACGCCGCAACGGCGAUUGGCCUCGGCAACCCCUGGAAGGGUUUCCGCAGGGAGGUCAGCUUGCUGAAGCCGCGCUCGCUCAUUUCCCGCCACGCCUCCAGUGCAGGUGCCAACCAGCCGCCGAGCGCCGCGCUCGGCAGCGGGCAUGACUGCCCAGUGCCCAAGCCUCAGACGGGGGCGAGGUGGGGAGCGGGACGGGGGCCAAGCGUCUUCGGGGCCUUCCCGUGGGCCCGCGCAGGCGCGCCGUGGGGACCUGGCCUACGAAGAACGCCGGCUGGCCCUGGCGGGCCCGUGGGCGCCUUGUCCCAGAAAAAGGUCCUUGGCUUAGUCUUCCCCGCGGCACGCACAGGGCGAGACAGAGGCGAGAGCGAGGUUGAAGAGAUAGGCAGCAAGUGCACGACCGUGGGGAGCGAGCCACACGUCCUUUGGAAGCGAAGCCUCUCCGAUGAGGCGCUCCACGCUCGCAGACGAAACGCAGAGCGAGGCGGCGGGCUGGGCUUCGAGGGGCUCAAGACCCGACUGGAGAUGCUGAACACGAACACGUUUCGAAGAGUUGGACCCCUCAAAAGAGACGGGAACGGCGGCGACCGCAGCGGGAUACUUCUGCCCUCCCUCAGUCGGCGGCCCCGGGCGAGUAUCCGCGCCACUGGCUCUCGAAUCCGGUGGAACUCUCACGAGGCCAGGCCAUCGCAAUGGGGCGCUUUUGGCAGUCUGGUCGGCGACGCGUCUGUCGACCCCAGCGGCUGGUUCUCAGAAUGGCCUGACAGGAGCGAUCGGUCGCUGACCGAGUCCCACGGCCCGUUUCUACCGAGAAGGGACCACGCGAACUCGCAAGCCUCGCGUUAUCGCGCGUGGUGUCCAUCGCGCUGUCGGCACGGGUUAGCGGAUGCCUGGAGUUUUUCGCUGUGUUCCGGGUCUGCCAGUCUCGUUCACAGCGAAGGCGAGAGCGGGCGGAGGCCCACGGACUUUCCCUUCAGCCACUCCACAAGCGUAGCGAGCGACGGAUGCUUCAGCCGACGAGGGCGCGACCGCGACCGAGCAGAAGAUGAGUCUUCAGAGUCGUCGGCGGGGUCGGUAGAGCCUCGCACGAGUUCUGGACUGUUUAGCGCCCGACACGCGUACGCCGCGCCGCACCUUUACUGUGUGCCUGCUGUCUUCUUGGAGGCCGACGAAAGGCAUCCCCAAACCAGAGGCCCCUGCUUCAUGGAGCCCACAGAUCGACGAGACAGUUCCUGCAGCAGUCGCAGCGACAGUCUCGACCGCUUUCUGAGCCAUAUCCUUCCACCGAUGAGGCCCUGGGGAUCUGCCUGUCGGCGGACCGGCUUCGGACCAGAUUUGGAGACCUUUCUCGCUCGGUCGGGAACCCCUGUGGAGCACGCGAUUCACGAACGACAGACGGCAGUGCCGACCAGUGACGAUGCCGCGAACGCAGGAUGCAGGUGGACAGCGGCGACGGAUCAAGAAGGCGAGCACGGGAGCCGGCCUCGACGACGAGAGAGUACAGAGUCUGAAGACAACGGCCAAGAUGAAGACACGGCAGACAGAGGUCCGCCUGCACGCGACCCAUCCCCCACCCGCUUGUUGUCGAACUCGCCGGACCUCAGCGCCACAGACGUUGAGAGUUCCGAGAAGGAUGACGAGGACGAGAGCGAUACCUCCGACUUGGAGUCAGGAUGUACCGAAACGGAGGACGACCUCGACGAGGCCGAUUCCAAUGAGGACACUUACAGGGCCUCGCUUCGUCGCCAACCGUCGCUCACACGUUUCCGGGAUGCGCUGAGACUCUCGCGCAGUUCCCAUACGGGGUCGACGGGCCCCCAUCGGCUCCGGCGCCUACAGUCACAGCAGUUGCCAAGUCGUCAUCUCUCGGCGUCACGCAGUCUGGGCCGAGCGAUGUCGAGUCUGACACUGAUUAGGGCUGCUUCGGCGCCUUCCACCACGUCGCGUGCCCCUCGCUUCUCCGGCCAGGGCCUGCGCAGGCUUGUCUCCGGCCGCGGAGGGACAGCUGUCUCCGACUCGAGUCCGCGCGCGUCUCCUCGGCGUCGACUCAGCGGCCAGGCGAAGGACAAUGCGCGCUGUGGUAAAAACGUGGCGCGUCGAGACGGACACAGGGGGCUCGAAACGAGACACGAAACGCCCCACGCGAAAACCGGCAGGAGGCCUGGGUCAGUCUGGCGAGGUCGAACACGCGAUGGGCAGGAAGGAUCCGAUUCUGAAACGGCGCCAAGAGAACACGGAAGUUGUCGGCGCACCCGCCCGAAAACUUUGGGGAGGCAAAUGGAAGGACAGGAAGAGGACGCCGAAGACGCUGGUGGACGAGAGCGAGCUCGGGAAAAUCUCCAUUCGAGGGAUAUGGCGAAUUGCGGGGAAGCCAACACGACCGCGACGAGUCGCUUCAGUUCCUCACCCUUUCUUCCUGAGUUUGCGAAGUUUGAGCGAGUACACAGUGACUACGAGACAACGCUGGGACGGGAGAGCAAAAGGGGGCUUGGUAAGAACCAGCACGGCACUCACCUCCAGGCUGGCAGACUUUGGACAGAAGGGAGAAACGCGGACCGAACGCGUCUCCGACGAUCAGGGAUAACAGGGAGCAGUGCCUGCCCAGACGCGAUUUGGUGCUACGAUCGACGCCCGGGGACCCGCAGGCCUUCUUGCAUGCACAUCGACGACCCUCAACUUCCUCCGUGGCUUCGGCGGAGGUCUCCGACGACGGCAGCAACCGCAGACUCUCAGCCCUUUGCCUUUGAGGGCCGUUCAAGAAGCCUCAGCCGUGGUCCCGUCGGUCAGUUCCCAUCUGGUUUGCUUUCGCCCCUCCAAUCAGCGCACGCCGCUCAGGGGUUCGUCCGGAAGGUAACUGAUCUCGCAGGAGCCCGGGAUGACCCAGGACACUCCGGCUGGGGCAUAGCAAGAGAACGGCGGCACUCGUCUCCGGACGGACUGGCCGAUCUCUCACGGCAGGGGAACCUGGGCAGCGCCCCGCUUUUGCCGGUAGGAAGGCGGGACGACGUCUCUUUAGGUCCCGGAAGACGCAUGCAGGAAGCCUUUCCCUAUGUGUCUCAGAGUCUGCCUCUCUCGGGUGCAGUCGCCGAAGGGAUCCCACCAGACGCAUUACUCCAGGACGGAUGGCUGGCCCCAGUUCCGGCGUCCUCCUCGUUUUUUCCGGCACUCGCCAAUGUGACGUUUCAUCUGGAGGUGCGUCUUCAAGGGUGUGGAGUCUCCCUAGUGGAUGACAGUCCCCAAGAGCUUCUGUACAUUGGCGCCUCUGGCGUCCGAGCGGCUGCACGGUGUCCGGCGCUGCCAUCCACUGCCGCCUCUGUACCCUGGAGUGCUUCCUGGCGCCCAGCGCCCCUCCAUGCGGCUCCAAGUCUUCCCUUCCUCGGGUUCGACGCAGGCGCAAGGCACGCUGGAGGGCGCACGGACUUUCUCUUCUCGAUCCAUCGCUUUCAAGUCGACAACGGCACGACCGGGGCCCGCCACGAGACGGUGGUCAGACCCUGCACGGAGGACGAGUUAGCACAGCACCAGGCAGCUGGCGACCAGAAAGCCAAGGCGGGGGCGACUCUCGGGGAAGGCGUCCUCACGGGUGCUCAAGUGGGCAACAUCAUCGCGAGCUCGAUUCGCCCAUACAUUGUCUGGGGCGAGGAAAGACACGCGCGCGGAGCGGACAAACAGCUGGGCCGAGGUGCGGAGAGUGCCGUCAACGCCAUUCCGAACGACAGCGCGCUGUCCCGAGGAGGCACCCGAGGCUGGCAGGCGAAACAGCAGCUGCGUCGUCUUGAGGAGGCCGCAGCCGAGAUGAAACUGGCGGAAGGCGAAAAUCCGUUUUUGCGUGUCCAGUUUGGAGGGCGAUCUGGGCAAGAGGCGACGGUUCUCCAGUACUUUGACUGCGCCCUGGCUCCAGUAUCCAUCCACGUGGAAGUCGACACGACUUGCGAACUCGUGCGUUACCUUUUAUGUUUUGUCCAGCUCCGGAACGUGUACUUCCGGGCUUUCCAGGCAAAGAGUGUGCGCGAAAUCCGUGAAGCAGCAAGCAUGGAUCCUCGCACUGAAGGGUUCCAGAAAUUCCGCGGUCUCCCGCGAGUUCCGGCCGCAAGAGUUGCUAACGCGAAGCCCGUCUACAUCCGCACGUUCUGCAUUCGCCCGAUUCAGAUUCUCCUCUCCGCGCGGGCCCCGAGGGAGCACAGAAGACACUUGUCGAUAACGGGAACGGACGCUGUCGCGAUGCGGCAGUUUCAGCUCGUCGGCGGAACGAUGACCGAUGUGACGAAUUUCCCCAUGAAGUUUCGUCUCGUCCUCCACCGAGCUGUCUUCAGUACAAGCGACCAGCUGGGCGAGGCGCUGUUGAGACUCUACGCACAGCAAGGCCUCCGCCAGGUCCACAAGCUUGUCGCUUCGAUUGACCUCAUCGGGAAUCCUCUCAGUCUCGUUACCAGCUUCUCGGCCGGCACAAAGGCCUUUGUCAAAGACGCAUUCGUCAGAGGGUCGAACAAUGCAGAGGAAAUUGCCGAGCCGCCACGGGUGGCGGUCUGGCGCGGUCUGCGGCGUCUCUUCGAAGCAGUCGCCAUGGGUCUGUGUGGGUCUAUCAGCAACCUUGUGUCGGGGAUCUUUCGUCUCUUCGAGUACCUCCACCUCGUGGAAGGAGACAGCUUGCGGGCGAUGUGGCCAGCUUCGAUCCGUGUCACUCGGGAUGAUAUUGAGAAUCCGAGCAACUUCUGCGACGGUCUGAAGUACGGCUGCUUAGGCGCCCUGCAGCUCGCCGUUUCGUCCUUUGUGGCAACCAUCGUCUAUCCCGUCCGGGGUUUCCGGCAGGGCGGUCCUAUGGGCCUGCUGCUGGGCCUCGUCUUUGGCGUGACGGCUCUGCUCUUCGGCACCAUCGGCAGCGCCCUGACCUUCAUUCAGUGCACUUCCCGAGGCUUGUCCAGCUCUCUCAAAAAGGCGGAGAUGGUCCGACUCCUCCGUCCCCCGCGGGCCUUCCCCUCAGACCACACUGUUCAACAAUAUUGCUUUCACAGGGCUCGAGCCGUGAAACUCCUGCGAGACACCCUUCCGUCCGUUGCAGCUCGGGGCGUUCUUCAGCCGGUCGAAUCCGCUCUGCCCUUGAGAACUUCGAAUCCGGCGCACCGCAGCGGGCGCCCCGUGCACUGGGCAUCGGGCGAGGGUGCUGCCGGCUCGUUGGGGUCACCGACUCCUGCGUUCGCCGGCGUGACGCUGGAGCGGGGGGCGGCCGCCAGGCAGGCACGCGACUUUGGCGUUGGUGGGGUAGGCUGCGUGGAAGCAAAACAACUGGCAAGAGCGGUUCCUCGACAAGGUGACGCAACCUGUGGCGGCUCGCCGGAGCAUCUGAAGCGUCACACGCCGCCUGGGGGAGGGGCCGAACGAGGCGGUGGCGAGCCGUUUGAAUCGGACGGUGCUGUAGACAAUCGUAGCGGCGCUGCGCGCCAGAAAGAAGACCAUCGAAGAGCAAGGACGACUGCCCGCCUCUAUGCAGCGCCACGACCUUCAUACGCAUCGACCGAGCCUCAGGACUAUCUGGUGGCGACAGAAGAAUUACUUCUCUGUAUUCUAGAAGGCCGUGUGAAGUGGGUUGCUCGCAAGGUGGACAUCCUGGGCGUUCAUGUCCUGUGUUGUCCUUCUCAAGGCGGGCCCGGUGCGCAGCCUCUCUUUCCUGGCGGCGCCGGCCUCUUCUGGCCAUGGAGUGGGCGUCUCUGGGACACAAGCAUGAACGUCGCACCGCCACUCUUAAGUCCGACGGCCCCAGGAGCCUCGCAUGCAAAAGAAGGCGUUGGGCGUGGGCCUGCCCUCCUAGCACAUCCUCAUCCGGAAGCUGACCCAGGCUUGCAUGCAUCUCUCGAGCGCGUGCCUCUCCGAGCGUGGCUGUGCGGUUCUAGCGGCGGUGGACGAUUGAGAGACGAUUUACAGUCACAGCAACCGUGUCCGCCUAGGAGACAGGACGGCACGGCUGACCCGCUCUCCACGUCCCCUGUUUCCUUGCCCACAACAGCAGACGCAGCUGGACGGCACGAAAGGCGUCAGCAUACGUCAGUGCACACUGAGUCUGAAGCCGCGGUGCCAGCUGGAAGGUCUCAAGUCUCCCGAGUUAGCCCAGCUCCUGGGCCGAAGGCGCGGUCUUGCGCCGCUGCCGGUCCAAGCGAGGGGCUGAGCUUGGCGUGCCGAUCACCGCCUCUGUCUUUUUCCGGAGACACUAUUGUUCGAGUCACUGUCGCGAAUCGGCUGCGGCUCUCAAGGGCAGACCUUUUGGACCCCCAAGCGGCUUACCGAGGUUACGUAGAAGAAGCCGCUGCUCGAGCAGCCGAGGACGUCGCGGCGGGGAGGCGCGGGAGGUGGAACUGGUUGACUGCCAAGAAUGUUUUUCAUCAGGUGAUUGUGGGCGACGAUGCACCUGGUAGCCUAGAGGCGAUUUCCGGAUUUGCUCAUCAAAGACAGCUCUGUUCGAGUGGCGAACGAUUGAGUCAGACGGGACGCUUGGCCAAGAGCAAGAAUGCAAGUCAGUCGGGGGAGGUUCCUCUCUCCCGUGCUGGUUUGGCGGCUGAAAUUCGCUUUCCUCGAAAGCAGGAAAAGCGACACGAUUGGUGGUCCAAUCCGGUUCACACCACUGGCGGGUAUGGGCUCGACCAAAGGCGUCAGUACAGGCACAGAGGCGCGGAGCACAUUCCCGUGCUUCGUAACAAGUCGACUGACUCCCAACGGUAUCCGAAAGAAGAACUGGCCUUGGGCAGGGGAGACAGCGGAUCUUCCCGCGGAUCUAGGCAUUCCGCAGCGUUAGCUAUGACGCACGCUGCCACCGCAGGAUCAAGCGAGAUGCAGGCCAAAGAAGCUGGAGGUCCGUUGGGAUUCCCCUCAAGUCUGCGACUCGCGACCAGUCCGUUCGGGCCCAGAGGCCGGGACACUUCGAAACUGAGAGACGAGACUCCAUCCGUCCUUGGAGAAGCUAGUUGGCCUGGGUCUGGUGGGGAGAGUGGUCUAAGCUACCGAGGAAACGGAACUGAGAAUUGGGGAGCGGCUGGGCCACGAUGGCAUCGCACCAUGACGGUAUCAUCUGCGCUGACGACUCCAUACACCUCUCCCCGUCUUCAAGCUGUAGUUGUGACUCGUGGGACGGAUGCUACUUCCGACUCCUUCGACAGGGCGCACGCCGGACCACAGAGCGGAGGCGAAACUGAUGAGGACUAUCGCCGUCUGGGUGAGGCAGUGGUAGACCCUCUGUGUCUCCGCAAUGGUGUUGACAGCGAUGCAGGAGAACGCGGGUGUUACCGACAAGCGCUAGACGGAAAGAACGAACCUGCUGUGGUACGUGGCGGUGGCAGGCGGGAGACACAACGGAAGAAACAAGGCCAGAAGAACCAAAGGAAGAAGGGAAAGGAUGACGGUGAAGAGACAGCUGGUCAAAGGCUGCAUCACACGCUAAUGCCGUGGCGAAAAGCACCUCCUGACGUUCCUGAGACCAUCGCAUUCGAAGUAAAAGUGGGCGACUGGUGGAACGCAGCAGAGAUGUUUGCCUUCAUUUCUCAAUUUAUGCGUGUUGAGAAGCAUUGA
Neospora caninum is the source of this 36492-nucleotide messenger RNA. Its product is annotated as AGAP005082-PA, related. Gene Ontology annotation, biological process: protein retention in Golgi apparatus; protein targeting to vacuole. The record is from RefSeq and is a predicted model, not a curated record. NCBI's taxonomy places the organism in Eukaryota, Apicomplexa, Conoidasida, Eucoccidiorida, Sarcocystidae. The coding region runs from base 1 to 36492 and encodes 12163 amino acids. The transcript is spliced from 17 exons. Gene Ontology annotation, cellular component: extrinsic component of membrane.